CUCGCAGUCAUCUGUUCUCUACAAGGCGCCAGCUCAGAGGAAGUAGCCCCACCGGCCUGGACACACACACGCAUCCACAGAUUACCUCCUGAAUCCGAACAACAGAGGAACUCACACACAACGUGCACUUCUUUUUUUAUUUCCUUUUGCAAGACAAGAGUGAACUUCAAGGGCAAGAAACUUGAGGUUUACUCUGGAAAAGGACGCACAGACCUCUGAGGAGAAUGCGGGGUAACCGGGAAGAGACACAACCGAAGACUGUCGCUCCCGAGGCGCCCAGAGAAACUACAGUACAACCGAGAAAGAGGAAGGCAGAUGUUGCCAUUUAUUUACACGAUGUGGAUGAUGACUAUGAGGUGGCGGAGAUGACGAAGAAGAAACAGCGGGACUGUGAGCCUGGAUGGAGUCCUGAUCCCGUUUACACGAGUCCACAGAGGUGGAUCCCCACACCCGAUGAGGAAGAAGACCAACCAGUGUCCCUGAUAAAUGCAGGCUUCCCCCACUAUAACUUUACCAACAUAUUCACGACGCCUGUGCAUUGCGCCCCACUGCCCCCACUGUGCUGGGCCAGUAAGGAUGUGGUAUGGAACAACAUGUUGGAGAAGGAUAAAACCUACACCAGGGACGUCCACAUGAUGGAGAACCAUCCACAUCUGCAGCCCAAGAUGAGGGCAAUUCUCCUGGACUGGCUCAUGGAGGUGAGUGAAGUGUACAAGCUGCACAGGGAGACGUACCACCUCGCUCAGGACUACUUUGACCGCUUCAUGGCCACACAGAGAAACGUGUUCAAAUCAACGCUGCAGCUCAUCGGUAUCACCUGUCUCUUCAUCGCUGCUAAAGUCGAGGAGAUGUAUCCUCCCAAGGUCCACCAGUUUGCCUAUGUGACAGACGAAGCCUGCACUGAAGAUGAGAUUCUCAGUAUGGAAAUCAUUAUUAUGAAGGAGCUGAAGUGGAGUCUGAGCCCACAGACUCCGGUCUCCUGGCUCAAUGUGUACAUGCAGGUGGCCUACCUGAAAGAGACAGACGAGCUGCUCAUCCCCAGAUACCCCCAGGCUACAUUCACACAGAUCGCAGAGUUGUUGGACCUGUGUAUGUUAGAUAUGCGUUGCCUUGAGUUUUCGAAUGGCAUCCUCGCUGCUUCAGCCCUGUUUCACUUCUCUUCUCUGGAGCUGGUGGAAAAUGUCUCAGCUCUGAAGAGGGUGGAGGUAGAGGAGUGCGUGAGGUGGAUGGUGCCGUUUGCCAUGGCACUGCGGGAGUUCGGUGGGACACCUAUGAAGACGUUCCCAGGAAUCCCUGCAGAUGACAUGCACAACAUCCAAACCCACGCUGCAUACAUCACAUGGCUGGACAAGGCCUACUCUUACCAGGACGUGGAGCUGGAGCACCACAACAACUGUCCUGUCCCGUCAGGAGUCCUGACUCCACCCCUGAGCAGUGAGAAAACCGAAGAGCUGGUACGAGUGGACGCCACGAUGCUGAAAAUCAGGCCAAGAAUGCGUACACCAUCCCCACAGUGGCCUGAUCCACAGUAGCGAAGCAAACACACUGAAACUGACAAAGACAACAGAAAAUCCUAAUUAGUUUUUAUAUUACAACACCUGGGAUGUGUCGACUCUGCAGUACCAGUACACAUACUGUAUGAAUUAUUGGAUUACGGUGGGAUGCAUUGUUGAAAAUGUUCUCUUUUCAAAGUCAUGCUGAUUUUUUUUUUUUUUUUUUUUUUUUUUUUUUUUUUUUUUUUUUUUUUGGAUCCAGAUGCUUUUAAAUGUCUCUGUAAUGGAUGCACGCACUGACUUUGGCUAAACUGGGGAGACACAGAGUGAGCGAAUAGUCCAACCACCCCCCCGCCCACAGGAAACUUUCCUCCAGUGUGGAUGAAAAUGGAUGAAACUUGGGUUGGGACGGGAUGACUUGGCUCGAGGACAUUUUUGUUUUUUUUGAACAGCAUUGUACCCAUUGCUUGCAUUAAUUACCAACCACACCUACAUUUAGUGGUUGCCGUUUUUAUUUUCUAUGCAGAGGCCAAAUCGAAUGGACAUUUUAUGGAGUCUCUACGUAAUUUAGUUUGUGUGUGUGUGUGGUGAUUGCUGUUUUAAAUCUGUUAGUGGCCUCAUUUGCCCAAAAAACUAUUUCUAGAGUCACAUUUGGCUCUAUGUGCUGCUAUAAAAGUGGGCUUUGCAUGAUGGAGGGGGUGAGUGGGUGUGUGUGUGUGUCUGUGUGUCUGUGUGUGUGUGUGUAUAUAUGAGCUAGUUUGUUGCUCUUGUUUUUGGUUCUACUGUUGCCAUUUUAUUGGACAAAACAUGGCCAUGUUUUGCUUGGGGACCAAUAGCUCAGCUACCUACAUGGAAGUGGAUAGUGAACCAACCAGGCUUCAGAAGCUGAAAUAUUGAUUGUAUUUAACUUUUAUUUUAAUCCCAACCUGCAGUUUGUUUUUUUCCCCCACCACCAAAAUGUAAGAUUUCUAUCUGACUUUUUAAAUAAAAUGCUGCUACAUAUUUUCCAUUAAA
Molecule: messenger RNA, 2507 nt
Organism: Larimichthys crocea (large yellow croaker)
Lineage: Eukaryota; Metazoa; Chordata; Actinopteri; Sciaenidae
Gene: ccne1
Product: cyclin E1
Exons: 12
Coding region: 225-1532 (435 amino acids)
Source: RefSeq, a predicted model, not a curated record